Messenger RNA from Corythoichthys intestinalis (scribbled pipefish), 2492 nucleotides. RefSeq names its product integral membrane protein 2A-like. The record is from RefSeq and is a predicted model, not a curated record. The transcript has 6 exons. Bases 152 to 892 code for a protein of 246 amino acids. Gene Ontology annotation, molecular function: amyloid-beta binding. Gene Ontology annotation, cellular component: plasma membrane; Golgi apparatus; extracellular exosome. Lineage: Eukaryota; Metazoa; Chordata; Actinopteri; Syngnathiformes; Syngnathidae. Gene Ontology annotation, biological process: negative regulation of amyloid precursor protein biosynthetic process.
CACCGGAAGUGCUCGCUAAACUAGUCAGAGGCUGCAAAGUGCGUCACAUCGCUGAGCUGCAGCGAAUACACAGUAAAACCUAACACUCCGGUACCGACGGCUAUAGGUGUUAUUAUUUCUUCCUUUGGGAAUCCGACGUGUUUGUGGCACGAUGGUGAAGAUCGCUUUUAACCCGGCUUUGGCGCAGAAAGCUCUGGUCAAGGAGCCUGUCGUGAAGGACCCCGAACUCGCCACCGCUCCGGUGGGCAUCGCAGGCUCCACAGGUCGGUGUUUGGUUACAUUGCUAGGCAUAGCCUUCAUCCUCAGCGGACUCAUCGUCGGGGGAGCUUGUCUCUAUCGAUAUUUUACUCCAAAGAGGCUCUAUCACGGCACCAUGCAGUACAGUGACAUGUCAAGCAUUGGCGAUGCAGAGAGACAGCCGUACUAUCUCCCACGUGUUGAGGAAGAGGUGGAAAUUUCUGACAGCAUGGCCGUCAUUAGCGUCCCACCUCCCCGUUUCAGACCCGGAGACCCUGCUUACAUCCUCCAUGACUUCAACAGGAAGCUUACUGCAUAUUUGGACUUGACUCUGAAGACCUGCUUUGUGAUUCCACUGAACACAUCGGUUGUGUUGCCUCCUCAAGACCUCAUUGACCUCUUCUCACAGUUGAGGUCUGGCUGGUACCGCAGCUACCUGGUGCAAGAGGACCUUGUGGUAACCGAGCGCAUUGAUGACAUCAAGCCUUUGGGAUUCUAUAUCCGUAAACUGUGCACCGGCAAGGAAACGUACAGAAUGGAGCGCCGUGCCAGCCUACCAGGUGGAGGUAUUCAGAAGCGCGCCGCAGAGGAGUGUUUCACCUUCAAUCACUUUGAAAACAAGUUUGUGACCGAGACUCGGAUCUGCAAGGCGUGAUGUAAGAGCAGUGUGAUGGCGUGGAGUCUGAGUGACAGAGGUAGAUAAUGGGAGUAGGUGGCAGAGAAACUACCUUCAGAUGAGAGGUUACUGAUGUAUUUAGUCUCUUAUAAGUUGCAUUCCUUGUUUAGCUCCUAAUGGCUUGUGAUUUAGCCUCCUCUGCCUUUGCUAUAUUCCCUUCAACCUUUAUUGGUCCUAGCUUUCAAUUAUUAACCUGCUAGUCUUGUACUAAAAGCUACAUUCUCCAAUUAAGUGAGGAUUUACUUAUUUUUGUUUCCUCUUUUGUGUUGCUGUAACUUCCUCCAAACUCCUAGUUAUGCUUCUGUAUUUCACCAUCUCUAUUACAGCAGACCUGUGUGUGUUGGCAGCGUACAGCGUCACUGUAAGCGCACAUUCAGAAAGAGUUGUAAUGAGGCUUUUACACUCAUGUGAUGUACAGUAACAGUAUACUAUUGCAGGUAAUGUUAUGUUGUAGUACAAUAGCGUCCAUCACCUUGGAAAUGUUAUGUCGCAGUAGAAGUAGAAGCACAAAUCCAGAAGUCACUUCCCUCAAGUCUCUGCUGAAACUUUCUACUAUAUUUAUUUAUUGUAACUCCCUAUAAAAGCUGUGUGUUUAACCAUAUUUGUGUUAGAAAUCCCCACUGUUGAAGUGUAUUUUUUCUUUUAGUGAUACUUACAGUACUAUUUGUGUCAUGAAAUGGUGGUAAGAAAUUGAAAAUUGCAAAUGAGCCAUUUUUUAUCCCCAAAUAUCUAAUUUGUUUUGGAUUUAUUAGAAAUAUAUGGCUUCAUAAGGCUAAAAUAAGCACAAGCAAUAAGCAUUUUUAUUUCAAUUACCCUCAAAUGUGAUAGUUUGUUCUGUUCUCAAUUGUGUCAUACUUGAUGCGUGUCCUAAAGUAGUGUUGUGCUCAAGACCACAAUACCCGAGACCAAAACUUGCGUGCGACCAAGACUAGACAAAAAUUUGGGGCGGUCAAGAACAAGUCAAUACCAAGGCCGGCAAAAGAUAAGACCAAGACGAGCAGUGUCCUUGUCGAGACCGGUACUAUAAAAAUGUAAUUUGAAAACCACGGCAUGUGACCUAUAUGUGGUCGAGUCUCAUAACAAUGGCUUCUUCACCAAAAACAUGACAAAAAGUUACAUUCAUCACAGGGAUAUUGGCAGGUUAGAAACAUGAAAUCAAGCUAUUUUUUGUUCUACUAAGUGCUUCUUUAUUGUCAGAGACUGAGACAUAACCAAGACUUUUGGGAGUUGGGACCGAGACUGGUCUUGUUGCAUCACUAUCCGUAAGACAAUUGAAUGUGAGGUUUGCUUCAAAAUGUUUGCCCGUGUUUUAAACAAAACACACGACUAGAUUCCCUUGUACAGCCAUUAAACUGUCUGCACUUUGUUUGGUGAUUAAAAAAUGAAGAAUGGUGAUGUGAUAACUCAACAUUGUGCAAAUAAAGGAAUCAUUUUGGAAAGUGACACUAAGCGUUUUUAUCCCCUCUCAUGAGUGUUCGCUUUAUCGGUGAAGCCAGUUUAGGUAGGAUUUAUUUCAUGGUGGCAAUCUUAUGAAUUUGGUCUGCCUAUUACAUCAAACAGGCAAGUUAAAAAAACAAGA